This is a messenger RNA of Trifolium pratense (red clover), 1130 nucleotides long. Its product is annotated as protein ULTRAPETALA 1-like. The transcript is spliced from 4 exons. Lineage: Eukaryota; Viridiplantae; Streptophyta; Magnoliopsida; Fabales; Fabaceae. The record is from RefSeq and is a predicted model, not a curated record. Gene Ontology annotation, molecular function: DNA binding. Bases 266 to 982 code for a protein of 238 amino acids. Gene Ontology annotation, cellular component: nucleus; cytosol.
UCUCUCUCUCUCUCUCUCUCUCUCUCUACUGUCAUCAUGCAAAUAGCACCUCCCCUACGCCUUUAACCACUCUUCACUUCACAAUCACUUCAUCUCUCUCUCUCUCUCUCUCUCUCUCUCUCUGUCUCUCUCUCUAUGCCAGAUCUCUCUGAAAAAACCUCGGGGAAACCGUGUUGUUUUGGAUUUCCUCAUCUCUUCCCUAGUGGCUAGAUUUUUUCAAAAUCUCCAUCAUUUCAAAGAUAUCCUCUAGUCUUUUUCACACAAAAUGGCAAACGGAUUGGAAAAAGAAAGUGGGUUCACAAUGUUCAGUGAUGAUGAGCUAAAGGAUGUUAAUGGGGUGAAGAAAGUUGGAGAUUUUGUUGAAGUAAUGUGUGGUUGUACUAGUCAUAGAUAUGGUGAUGCUGUUGGAAAGCUUAGGAUUUUUGUUAAUGGUUAUCUUGAAAUCACUUGUGAAUGUACACCUGGUUGUGAAGAAGACAAAUUGACUCCUGCUGCAUUCGAGAAACACUCUGGAAGAGAGACAGCUAGGAAAUGGAAGAACAAUAUAUGGGUAAUAGUUAAUGGUGAGAAGGUUCCAUUGUAUAAAACAGUUCUGCUCAAAUACUACAACCAAGCAUUAAAAACAGCCAAUGGAUCCCACAAAUCCCAAAAUGGGCAGGUGUGCCACCGUGACGAGUUUAUCCGCUGUACUAGAUGUAACAAAGAGCGUAGGUUCCGCUUGAGAACCAAAGAGGAUUGCCGCCUUCACCAUGAUGCUUUGGCUGAUCCAAAUUGGAAAUGUUCUGAUCUUCCAUAUGACAAAAUUACAUGUGACGAUGAAGAAGAAAGAGGUAGUCGCAGAGUUUACAGAGGAUGCACUCGUUCUCCGGCAUGCAAAGGUUGCACUUCUUGUGUGUGCUUCGGGUGUGACAUAUGCCGUUUUUCGGACUGCACUUGCCAGACUUGUACUGACUUUACAAGGAAUGCCAAUGCCAAAGCUUGAGUUCAAAUCAUGUUCCUAAAUGCUGACUUUUUUUAGUACCCUUUUAUAAGUUUAUUCAUAUGGACUGAAUUGCCAGUCCUAUUUAAGUUUUCUAAUGUACUGGAUUAUUAAUUUAUUUCAAUUAAAAAAUGACCUCUUUCUAAUCACA